AAAGCGGCAGCCAAGCCGAAUAGUGUGGCCAAAGGGAAGCAGAAGGAACGCGCGCUCACUCCACCUCCAAACCGACUCAUGUCCACAAAGGCCAAGUCAGAAAAGCAGCCAUCUACUGCUGUUAACCCAAAAUCGACCCCCUUAUCUCCCCUUCCAUCCGCAUUUAAAAUUGUCGCUGGAUCUUACGAAAAACUUCUGUACGGUCUCGAAGGCACAGUCUCUGCCUCGUCCUCGGAAGAUCUUACUUUCUCCCUAAAACCGUUAUUCAUCUUUCCGGCACAUGUAUCAUGCGUGAAAGCAGUGACUGCCUCUCCGCAAGGCGGUAAAUGGCUUGCAACUGGCAGUGCAGACGAGAUCAUCAAGGUAUGGGACCUACGACGGCGGCGAGAGAUUGGAGGGUUGAUGCAUCAUGAGGGUUCCGUGACCCACCUUAGCUUCCCCUCGCGGUCACAUCUGCUCUCGGCUUCUGAGGAUGGCACGCUCUGUCUUUUCCGUGCGCGCGACUGGAGUGUCCUUCGUGCUUUGAAAGGACAUAAGGGACCGGUCAACUCUGUUGCUGUUCACCCUUCAGGCAAAGUUGCGUUGAGCGUUGGGAAGGACAAAACACUCCGGAUGUGGGAUCUUAUGCGCGGCCGCGCGAGCGGCAGCACCAAACUGGGCGUCGAAGGAGAGCUGGUGCGCUGGUCUACAUCGGGUUCGUUACUGGUCGUCCAAUAUCAAAAAACCAUCGACGUCUACUCGAACGACCUUACCCGCUUACACACCGUCAUCCACCCGUCUCGCAUACAAGAUGUCAAGUUUGUCCAACGCGUCACUGGUGUUGACGAGGUUCUCCUAGUAGCUGCCGAGGACAAGAAAGUCACGGUCUAUGAUGUCGGCGCUGACUGCAAAAUUGCUCCCAAACCUAUAGCAGAGUUUGUAGGGCAUGAGAAUCGAGUGAAAGCCAUGGACACGCUUCGCAUUGCCUUACCCAUCCCGUCCCGUCCCUCGACGACGAUUCUCAGCACUGUAUCUUCCGACGGAAAUAUUCACGUCUACGACCUCUUCGCUAUCCCCCCGCCACCAACAAACGCUGAAACAGCUGGCGGUAAUGAAAAGCCGUCCAUCGUCCCUGUAGCAAUCUACGACUCAAAAGGUAGCCGUUUGACCUGUGUAACGCUGGCGGACGGCGAAAUCAGUGGGGACAGUGUGGCUGUCGGUGACAAGCGGAAGAGAUCAGACGAGGAGGAAAAUGAUGGGGAAGCGGAAGUAGAGUGGCCUUCGGAGCAAGGAGAUCAUGAAGAGGAGGAAGAGGAAGAGGAAGAGAACGAGGAGGAGGAAGAGGAAGAGGAAGAAGAAGAA
Messenger RNA from Heterobasidion irregulare TC 32-1, 1341 nucleotides. RefSeq lists its product as uncharacterized. Gene Ontology annotation, molecular function: protein binding. NCBI's taxonomy places the organism in Eukaryota, Fungi, Basidiomycota, Agaricomycetes, Russulales, Bondarzewiaceae. The record is from RefSeq and is a predicted model, not a curated record. The transcript is spliced from 5 exons. The annotation marks the transcript as partial.